GCCAAUCAGGAUCGUCCAGGUCACAGGUGCCGUGUUCGUAGCGGAAGAGAAGAUGGCUGCUGCGAGGAACGGAAAGAGCGGACUCCUGGAAAAAUGGAGAAUCGAUGAGAAGCCGGUGAAAAUCGAUAAAUGGGACGGAGCCGCUGUGAAGAACUCUCUGGAUGACGCUGCCAAGAAGGUGCUGCUGGAGAAAUACGGUUACGUGGAGAACUUCAGGCUGGUGGAUGGUCGUCUGUUGAUCUGUACGGUUUCCUGUCUGUUCGCCAUGCUGGCUCUGGUCUGGGACUACCUGCACCCCUUCCCCGAGUCCAGACCAGUCCUCGCCUGCUGCUCCAUCACGUACUUCAUCAUGAUGGGCAUCCUGACGCUGUACACCUCCUACAGAGAGAAGAACAUCUUCCUGGUGUCUCUGCAGAAGGAUCCAGCUGGGAUGGAUCCAGACCACAUGUGGCAGCUGUCCUCCUCCCUCAAACGGUUCGAUGACCAGUACACUCUCAGAGUCUCCUUCUGCGAUGGAAAGUCGAAGACCUCGCGGGAAGCUGAGUUUACCAAAUCUGUGUCGGCGUUCUUCGAUGAGAACGGGACGCUGGCCAUGGACCAGUUUGAGAAGUGUGUUUCUAAACUUCACGACACGCUGGCGUCGGAGAAGAAGACCAAAUAAAACCAGAACAUCUGUGAAGUCAUGAGGUGGCACUUGAUUCAGGAGGAACGUCUUUGGUUUCAUUUCAGCCUGCGGAGAGAAACUCCAUCACCGUCUGAGUUUGUGAAGACGACCUCAUCGUUACCUGUCAGUGCAGCUCCUGGUGAUGCGUUCAGGGUCGUUCAGAGAGCCGACUGCUGAACAGUCUGUUCCUCUGAUUUAAAUUAAACUUUACUUGUCAAAUUGUUUCACAUCUGAGUUUUCAGCUGCAUUCUGUGGUCUUCAUCAGAGGGUUUCUCGGUUGUCAUGGUGACAUGUUGACAGUUCAGUUGUUCACCCUAACACCUGAUGACCGUGACCACCGAGUGUCCGCAGAGGAAGACCACACGUCUCAGCGUUUCCUCUGUCGUCUUCAUCAGGAGCUGCUGAUGGAUUUUCUCUCACGCUGUCCGCCAUUUUUAUGGAGAUGACCUGAAACCAAACGAAGUCCUCGACAGGAAGUAAAGCGCUUCCUGUCAGGUUGUCAGCGUUCGCUCGCCUUGAAGCUUUUAGCCGCAGUAAUGAAGAGUUUCCUCACAGAACGAUUAGUGACAAUAACAUCGACUCUUCUGUUGUGAAACAAGUGAAUUAAAAAACCUUUUUAUAGUUUCACCUGACGGACACACCGUCACCGUCGUCUGUUGCUUUUAUUUUAUUUUAUUUUCAUCUGUUUAUCGUUGUUCUUUUAUUUUUGCAGCUGCAGCCAUUUUCUUUUUUAUUUCUAACGUUUUCUGUUUUGAUGCUUUUCUUUGUCACAUGAUAAUAAAGUGAACAGCUUUGGAUUUUUGGACUGUUGGUCAGAUGAACCGUCUGAAGACGUCACAGCAAAAGAAAAUAAUGAAAAUAAUGUUUAGUUGCAUUAUUUUCAUUAUCGAUCAGUCUGCUCAUUAUUUUCUCCGUCAGUGUUUGGUCUAUAAAAUGUCAAAUGGCUUCUCAGAUUCUGGCUGUGUUUCUUUUACUUUGAUGACAUUUUGGCCCAAACGUCAUCAAAGUAAAAGAAACACAGCCGGAGUGUGCGACACUUGUUUUCUACAUCAGGUGUGCUGCCUGUGAUCAGCACCUCCUUAUAAUUAUUGAUGUGUGUUACUUUUAUAUUUUAAAAAUGAGUUAUCUCAACGAUGACUCAAUAAUGACUUUGUAUCCUGGAAAAAAAAACCAAACCAAACCAUCAGAUCUCAAAAUAAGAACGAACCUGUCUUGGGGAAAAAAAGCAUAGCAGCUCAAAAAUAAUGACGUAGCAUCUCUAAAUGUUUGUCUUUACAUGUUUCAUCAGUCUAAAUCUUAAAGACGUUCAGUGUAACAUGAUGUAAAACAACUUAAUCGUUCAGUUAUCUAAAUAAUUUUUCCGUCUUCUCUGAUCGUUGCAGCGCUGCUGUUGAAGUUUUCACAGUUUAAUGCUAAUGUGCAAACACGCUGAAUAAAGUGUGGCGUUCCUCUUGGUCA
Molecule: messenger RNA, 2122 nt
Organism: Epinephelus fuscoguttatus (brown-marbled grouper)
Lineage: Eukaryota; Metazoa; Chordata; Actinopteri; Perciformes; Serranidae
Gene: spcs2
Product: signal peptidase complex subunit 2
Exons: 5
Coding region: 53-661 (202 amino acids)
Biological process (GO): protein targeting to ER
Cellular component (GO): signal peptidase complex; membrane
Source: RefSeq, a predicted model, not a curated record